Molecule: messenger RNA, 2496 nt
Organism: Paramormyrops kingsleyae
Lineage: Eukaryota; Metazoa; Chordata; Actinopteri; Osteoglossiformes; Mormyridae
Source: RefSeq, a predicted model, not a curated record
GGGAGAGAGAGAGCGACGGCCUCUGUGUCUCCUUUUGCCCCUCUGCUGCGCCCCUCUCCGUACCGCGCCGUGCCAGAGCCGUCGGCUCAGCUGCACUCCCACCGCAGAUAUGGGCUGUCGGCUGUCUGGAUUGCGGGAGGACGAUGGCAAUGGGAUGAAAGUGCGGGACCUGUCUCAAACCAGCCAACAGGAUUCCCUCCACAUGCGGGGUAGCUGCGAGCAGCCAAUCACGCUGCAGAUAGACGGGCGGAGGGGGAGAUACCACCAACACCAGCACCAUUCGUGGCCAACCUCUGAUUGCAGUCCUCAGGCGGAGAACACGUGGCCAGCCUUCAGGUGUCUGGGGAUGUCUGCAGGGUCGACGCCCCAGAUCAGAGCUUACGCUGACAGACGGUGCUGCAGUCACAUGACCCAGCCACAGGACCAUUAUGCCAACCAGUACCUACCCAGCAUCCCCCUCACCCUGGAUAACCUGGUUAGACUGGAGCACAAGGAACCAGACUUUUCCAGCUGUGUGCCUAGAAGACGUCAUUGUCUUAUCGGAUGCUGCAAUGCAAACACAGAGGAGCCAGGCAGCUUCCUUAGCCAGACAGAGGAUGAGGACCCCGUAUUGGAAAAGCCUGUAGGAUAUCUGCCCUUGCUACAUGAGCUGGACAGUGGUCUGGGUUGCACUGACGGAAGCUUCCACCAGGGGGAGCUGUCUGCAGCUGAAACAGAGGAGGGGGUGGAAGAGCCAGCGUCAUCACUACCAGGCCGCACCAGCCAUGGCAGCUCCCCCUCCUCAGAGUCACUCAUCUCCUCAGAGCUCAGCGACUCCGGCUUCUACAGCGUCAGCACUGGGGAAUUCCGCCGUUUCCAGAAACUGCUGGAAAAGAGGAUCCGCCUUUACAGGGCACGGAUGAUGUCUCGGGACCAGAGGGAGGGCGCCAAAGCUUGCUGGGACUUGGAGUCCAUCCCCGAGGCUUUGGGUUGCCCAUCUAAGAGCAACUGGUCCCUUGAAGCCAGUCCAGCAUACACUGUUCACCAGUGUACCAAGGUCCCCUCCUUGGUCCAGUUCAGGAAGGCCGGCAGCCCGCAUCUGAGGAGGUACAGCUCCAGUGCAGGCUCCGUGUUCUCUGCUCAUGCUGGCCUGUCCCACUGCAGCAGCCCGUCUUGCCAGAGGAGGAUCUCUCUGCCACGUCAUAACUCCUCAGCAGAGCACCUGUGGAGAGGCCAUGCUGUGCAGCAGCCCCUCCCCCGUCCGAUGAAGCAGCGGCGCGCCAGUCACCCGACAUCACCCAAUUAUCACGCGGCUGCACUGCACCACUGCAGGUGGCUUUCCACUGGCUAUAGGGAGAGGCCAGAACUGGCUCCAGUAGCCCAAAUAGGUUGGGGCAACAGACCCAGACAACAGGACGGUGCAUCAGACCAUCAGGACUUCAUACACAGCGAACAUUGCAGCAAUGUGGACUACAGUUUAGGGAUGCAGGAUGGUAUGUUCCAUAAAUGGUGUCCAGGUAACGAAAGCGAGAAGGAGAUGCUACAGCAGCACCAUCAUACCCUGGACCACCUGCAGAACACUAACGAAACCUGGCAUUCGGGAUCCAGAAAGGGCACCGUGGAAGGGCUCACUCCUGCCAGCCGGAAGGCACUGUCAGGAAACCCCCGGGUUCUGCGGAACCAGCUGCUAAAGGCCCGAGCUUCGCAGCUUGCAGAUGAGCGCAGCGAGGUGACCACGGACGAGGAAGCACGUGGCGAGGUGAGGGCCGGUCGCUACUGGAGCAAGACGGAGAGGCGUCAGCAUCUGAUCUCAGCGCGGGAGCAGCGGCAGCGAAGGACGGCUCGGGCGGGGCCCACCAGCGGCGGGGCUGGGGGCUGUAACACGGUGCUGGAGCUCAGCCAGCGCAAGCUGAGCCGUCUGCGGAACCGCAAGCUGCUGGAUGACUGGACCACUGUGGAGGAGCUGCUGACCCAUGGAAAUCGGGUGGGGAGCAGCGAAGAGAUACUUUGUCCGAGCCCCCUGCUGUCUGUCACCACGGUGUAAUCUUAUCAAGAGGCAUUACUGCGAGGAGUCAGACAUAAACAAGGCAGAUUUAAACACCACAGAUGUUGGUAAAUGUCUUUUCUGUAAGGCAGGAGUUUGAUAUGCACUGUACAUUUUUUUAAGGAUUGAUGUGACUGAUAGGCUGAUAUUCCCACAUAUCCUACAGUAGAUACAACUACACUUUCAUGUGAUAAUUUAAGCCAUUGGAUCCUGGUGAAGCACCGGCAUGUUGUCUCUGGGCAGCACUGUUGCCUCUCACCUGCAGGGCUGGGUUUGCCAAUUCCACCUCUGCUCUGUGUGUGUAGAGCUCACAUGAUGUGAUGUCCCAGUGCUGUGCAGAUCUCCUCCUGGAGUCCCAAGGCAUACAGUUAGGCGAAUUUAUGUCUCUAAAUUACCCAUAGGCUGUGUGUGGCUCAUGUAUCGGCAUUUGGUCUCCACAAUGUGAUAAAAAAUCCAUUCUUUUGAUGUUGUGG